AUGGCGGCGGCGUCGACAUCAGAAAUGGGAAAAAUGCUCAAGUCCCGCGUUGAAAUUGAUCCACGUUAUGGUCGUAGUCUGGUAACCACCGAUGCGGUUAGUAAGGGUGAAGUUGUUGUGGACGAACUACCCUUCGCAAUGGGUCCAAAAUCGGGCGGCAUCGUCUGUUUGGGUUGCUAUCAACCCUUGGCUUUUGGUGAUGAUGGCGAUUCAUUGGAUCGUUGUGACACCUGUGAUUGGCCGCUGUGCAGUGCCUGCCUCGAUUCACCGGUCCAUGAGGGUGAAUGUAAGAUUUUUGCCGAGGCUAAUGUCCGAUUUGCUGGUAAUGUUGGAGAAGAUGGUAUCUGUGCCCAAUUGGAUUGCAUAACACCUUUGAGAGUCCUUUUGGCCAAGGAGGCAUAUCCCGAACGCUGGGAAAAGGAGGUAGCUCCUAUGGAAUAUCAUGACAAGGAGCGACGUGCCAAUACCGAAAUAUGGCAUGCCGAUUUGGUGAAUAUUGCCCAAUAUCUACGGGGCCCGUGUAAAUUGGCUGAACGCUUUUCGGAAGAUCUAAUAAUGCAAGUCGUGGGAAUACUGGAGGUGAAUGCAUUUGAGGGUCGUACAUUACAGGGUCACACAUUUCGAGCGUUAUAUCCAAUAACGGGAAUACUAUCACACAAUUGUGUGCCGAAUACAAUGCGCAGUAUUUAUCCGAGUGAAGAUUAUAGAAUACGUUUACGUGCCAUGGUGGAUUUGGAACCGGGACAACAAUUGCAACAUUCAUAUAGUUAUACAUUGAAUGGUACUGCCCAGAGGCAGGAACACUUGAAGGCUGGCAAAUACUUUACAUGUGAUUGUAAACGCUGUAAAGAUCCCACGGAACUGGGUACCAAUUUCAGUACUUUCAAAUGCAGUAAAUGUGAAGAUGGCUGGCUGUUGUGUCGCGAUCCUUUGGAUACCCGCACCGAAUGGAAAUGUACCUUGUGUGAAUUUAAAACCUCAAAUGAUGCCGUGCAAAAAGCUCUCACCGUAAUACAAGCCGAAGUUGCCGAUGUUCAAGCUAUGCCCAUGUCCGGAGAACGUCUCCAAGAAACAGAAAAACUAUUAAAGAAAUAUCGUGUCGUUCUACAUCCCCUGCAUAAUAUACAAAUAUCGCUUAAACAAAAUCUCAUUGAAAUGUAUGGCCGAGUACAGGGUUAUGAAAUGGUUGAGCUGCCCGAUGUUCUGCUGGAACGUAAAGAAGAAAUUUGUCGUCAAGUAUUGAGGGUAUUAAAUGUAUUUGAACCGGGUUUGAGUAGAACAAAAGCAACAAUUCUCUAUGAGCUACAUGUACCGAUUGUAUUGUUGGCAAAAAGUGGUUUUAUAGCCGGUGUUUUGGGUGGUGAUAAAUUGAAAGAGAAACUGGAGGAGGCCAUAGCGGUGCUGAAGGAAUGUGUGGAAACAUUACAGCAUGAAGAUCAACAAUCACAUGAGGGUGUUUUGGGACUGGUGGCCAAACAGGCAAUGGAACAGUUAAUGCAAAGUGUUGAAGGUUUAGAAGGGGUUUAA
Messenger RNA from Musca vetustissima, 1527 nucleotides. RefSeq names its product SET domain-containing protein SmydA-8 (gene SmydA-3). The record is from RefSeq and is a predicted model, not a curated record. Lineage: Eukaryota; Metazoa; Arthropoda; Insecta; Diptera; Muscidae. The transcript has 4 exons. The coding region runs from base 1 to 1527 and encodes 508 amino acids.